Molecule: messenger RNA, 1217 nt
Organism: Monopterus albus (swamp eel)
Lineage: Eukaryota; Metazoa; Chordata; Actinopteri; Synbranchiformes; Synbranchidae
Product: GTPase IMAP family member 7-like
Exons: 2
Coding region: 59-859 (266 amino acids)
Molecular function (GO): GTP binding
Source: RefSeq, a predicted model, not a curated record
ACAUGUAAACAGCAUAGACGCACUUUUUUGAUCAUUCUGCCACAGGUGAGCGACAGAGAUGGGCAACAGGUCCUCGAUCCCGAGAGGUGACGCUCUGAGGAUCGUGAUGAUUGGGAAAACCGGUGUCGGGAAGAGCGCUGUUGGAAACACCAUCCUGGGUAAAAGGCGCUUUGAGUCCAAUGUGAGUUCAGAGUCGGUGACGGCCACCUGUGAGACGGAGCGAGCCAAAGGCCCCAGAAAGAUCCAUGUAGUGGACACGCCUGGGGUUCUGGACACGUCUAAAAGUGCAAAUAGCAUAAAGAAAGAAAUCGCUAAAUGCAUUCAGAUGUCGUCUCCUGGUCCACACGUCUUCCUGCUGGUGAUGCAGAUCGGCAGGUUCACCAAAGAAGAAGAAAACUGCGUCCAAGCCUUGGAGAAGCUCUUCGGACCGGAGGCGUCGAAUUACAUGAUCGUGCUCUUCACUCAUGGUGACAAGCUGUCUCAACAGGGGACGUCCAUCCAGGAGUACCUGCAAGACGGCAACCACAAACUGCGAGAGCUGCUAAACCGGUGCGGUAACCGCUUCCACGUCUUUGACAACACGAACAGGAAGAGCAGAUCUCAGGUGGUUCAGCUGAUCAAGAAGAUCGAUGAGAUGGUGGCGGCCAACGGAGGGACGUACUACAGCGAUGAUAUGUUCGAGCAGGCCGAGAAAAUGCUGCAGAAGCAGGAGACAAGAGAGACAGAGCAGCUUCCCGCCUUCCCCUUCAUGAACGAGCUGCUGCACAAGGUGAUCGUGUUCCAGGCCAUGCUGGCUGCAACUCGGGACCGCGCCAGUGACCCGGACUACAACCUGUACCGGAGCUCCUCUAACAGCUGACUCUGUGCUCUAGAGCCACAAAGAAACUGGACAAAGUGCCAUUAAUUCUUCAGUCGUUAAUGAGCUGUAUAACGGUAAUUAGCUGGAACUUCAGCUGCCUUAAUUUUGACAUAAAAUAGAAAAAGUGACUGAUUAAUCUCUUAAAUGCAUCAGAAACAGUUAUGUUUGUGUGAAGGUUCUGCUUUCAGAGAGCUGGAGGUUAAACAGCUGCUGACCUGAUGUUACAUGUUGUGAACAUAAUCAACAUUUUGAUCCCGAGCAGCUGCUGCUCACACAUUCAAUAUUAAACUCUCUUUUCUAGUGGUUCGAAUCAGGGUUGCGUCAGGAAGGGCAUCCGGCGUAAAACACGUGCCAAAUG